Molecule: messenger RNA, 4189 nt
Organism: Pogona vitticeps (central bearded dragon)
Lineage: Eukaryota; Metazoa; Chordata; Lepidosauria; Squamata; Agamidae
Gene: NFKBIZ
Product: NFKB inhibitor zeta
Biological process (GO): regulation of gene expression
Cellular component (GO): nucleus
Molecular function (GO): POU domain binding; DNA binding
Source: RefSeq, a predicted model, not a curated record
CUCACUGGGUGCGACGACGCCCCGAGCCCGCCAUGAUUGUGGACAGCAGCCGCGACGCGCAGCAGCAGCCCGACGGCGACUGCGGCUCCCUGAGCAGCCCCUUCAACUUGGCUUUUUUCUACGGGACGUCCCCGCACUCCAGCGAGGGCAGUUGCUCGCCCACCCAUUCUUCCGCCCCGGGUUCGCCCGGUUCCGACUCGGAACCAGCCGGCAAUGGCAAAAGCCCCAGGGAUAGCAGCAGCAGUAACAGCAGCGGCAGCAGCAGCAGCAGCCGCACCGGGAGCCAAAGCGGCUCCGAGUGGACCCACAAGAGGCGCUACUCCCGGAGCGGCGCCCGCCAAGCCAGCGAAGUUGAACAACAUAUGGGGGGUGGAAAGCAACAAAGAGGACCUUUCCAAGGUGUUCGUGUGAAAAACUCGGUGAAGGAACUGUUGUUGCACCUAAGAAAUGGCAAACAGAUAUCCUCAGAUCAUGGUGCAGAUGAAUUAAAGGGACCUGGAGGAUUAAUGAACUAUGACCAAUAUACAGAGCUGAAGAACUUACUAACUCAUAGUCGCAAAAGAAAAGCUGAUGAAUCUCUUACUGAUGGGCCUAAUUAUAAAAGAACAGUUACUUUCCAACCUCACCUCCUGACACCACCACAGACACCAACCUCAAUGGAAAACAGUAUGGAAGAUGCCCAUACAAAUGAGCCCAAACAAGAUGGCAGUUGUGAUAUGCUUCAGAACAUUAUCAAUAUUAAGAAUGAAUCAAGUCCAGUUUCUUUGAACACAGUGCAAGUUAGCUGGCUUCACCCAAUGGCUAAUCCCAACUCUCCAGGAGAACCAUAUCAUGACAUGGCUGGAGCACAGACUUUCUCACCUCCUCAAAAAUACCAAGCAUAUCAAACUGGCAGCCCUUCACAAAUGCUGGAACUUGCCCAGAAUUAUCAGUUUUCUCCCUCACAAGCCCAGGAGUUGUCACAGCAGUACUGUCAGAAUUCACUUCUGGAUUACAGGCCACACUCCACAAGCAGCCAGUCCUCUGAAUACCAACAUAAUGUUUUUGACAACCAAGAACUGCAGUAUUGCACUUCUGCAAACUUUGUUUCUCUUUUAAAUGAUUCAGAAGGACCAGAGAGCAUCCCUACCUCCCUUUCUCAGCCACUGCCUGGUGGCCAACAACAGAGUGAUAUUAGCAGCCACUCUCCAAAUUUCAGCCAGAUGCCCAGUAAUUUAUGUAGUAGUCUCGAGGAGCAUGGAUUAUCACUGGUUACUUCAAAUAUGCCGAUGCAGCAUCAGGAAAUCACCAGGGACACAGCACAACCAGGCAAAUCAUUCUUCCAGUGGCAGGUGGAACAGGAAGAAAACAAGCUGGCUAAUAUUUCUCAAGAUCACAUUCUUGCCAAAGACUCCGAUGGUGACACGUUUCUCCAUAUUGCAGUUGCCCAGGGAAGACGGGCAGUUUCGUAUGUGUUGGCAAGAAAGAUGGCAGCCUUGCACAUGCUGGAUAUAAAAGAGCACAAUGGGCAGAGUGCCUUGCAAGUGGCUGUUGUGGCAAAUCAGCAUCUUAUUGUACAGGAUCUGGUCAGCCUUGGAGCACAAGUAAAUACUACAGACUGCUGGGGUAGAACACCAUUGCAUGUAUGUGCAGAGAAAGGCCAUGCACAAGUCCUUCAGGCAAUCCAGAAAGGAGCCAUUGUAAGCAAUCAAUAUGUAGACUUGGAGGCAACUAAUUAUGAUGGUCUGACAGCACUGCACUGUGCAGUAGUGGCCCAUAAUGCUGUGGUGCACGACCUACAGAGCCAACAAUCUCCCCACACUCCUGAAGUCCAGGAACUAAGGUUGAAAAGCAAGAGGUUGGCAGACACAAUCAAAUUUCUAAUCCAGUUGGGGUCUUCUGUUGAAGCCAGAGAUCGUAAAAGUGGCCGUUCAGCCCUUCAUUUGGCUGCGGAAGAAGCAAACGUUGAACUCCUUCGUCUGUUUUUAGAGCUACCCACUUGCCUUUCUUUUAUCAAUGCCAAGGCUUACAACGGCAAUACAGCACUCCAUGUAGCUGCCAGUUUGCAGCAUCGGGUGACUCAGCUGGAUGCAGUUCGUUUGUUGAUGCGGAAGGGGGCUGAUCCAAGUGCCAGAAACUUGGAAAAUGAACAGCCAGUUCACCUGGUUCCGGAUGGUCCAGUCGGAGUUGAGAUAAGACGGAUCUUAAAAGGAAAGACAGUCCAACAGAGAUCACCGAUCUAUUAAGCUCCAUGAGUACUGAUGUUCUACACUCGCUGUCAGUAAGGCAGCCCUGAUGUAACUGUAAAUAGACCAUUUGUCCUGAUGAGACAAAUGUUAGUUGUUUCUAGGAAACAAGAAUAUAUGGUUCACUAUUAUAUAGUGGAUUUAUGACAGUUCUUCUGAUCAGCUGGUAAUAUUUCGUACCCAGGUAUUCUGACUCAGCCUGAAUAACUGACCUGGACUGCAAUACCUGUAUAUUUCUGCCUAGGGAGUAAGCUCCACCCAGUGUGGGUUAUUUCGUAGUAGAUUUGUAUAGGUUUGUGUGUUGCUGACUUCCAACAGCAGCACAACAAGAAUCAAGCGGAAAAAUAGUAUUUUUAAGGCCAAACUUAAAAUACUUUAGGGCUUUUGUUUAUUAUAUGAAACAUAAAUGUAUUAAGACUUAUGUAAUAUUUUAUUAGAAAAAAUUAUAGGAACUGUUUUGUUGUCUUACGUGGUUAUUAUGAUCUUAUUUUUGAGCUGCAAUAACUUGUUAAGUCUGAUAAAGGACAUAGUAAUUUUAAGCUUCUAAACUUGAGAAUUCUGUGUAGAAUUCACUUAAGUUUUUAUGAACAUUUGAAAGUGUUUAUAUAUUUGUGUUGAAGGAGUUGAUUUGUGUGGGGCAUGUUUAAGGAAGUAGUUUCCAUCCACAGUUUGACUUAUGGAUACCCAUAAGAAUCAUAUUGGACUGGUGUUUUACUCUUUUAAAAUUAUACAAGUCAUCCUCUUUAUGUUUGAUUGUAAUAAUGUUGUAUGUUUCCAAAAACUAUUUGUCUUCUAUUUGGCAUGGUUUUGAGUUCUCAGUUUAGCAGUGAACUUUAGAAGUAGCUGGACAAAACAGUUCUAACCCCCAGAUGUAGCUUCCUGGAGUGGUUUUAGAGUAGGUGAAGAUGCUUCCCUGCUACAAAAAAUGCUACUCCUGUAUCUCUGAUAGCGUGAGGUUUCCAUUUUCCAGAGGUCCUGCAAUAAAGCAUUCUGAAGUUGGGUUUGAAGUGGCUUUUGUUUCCACAGAUCUAAAUUCAAUCUGUUUCCCAAGGGAACUUUCAGGAUUGGCCUUGUCACCUGUAUCAGGAUUAGGCCAUUCGCCUAUGUUUCCCUUCCUUCUGUAGCGCGUGCGCGCGCGCGCGCACACACACACACACACACAGAGAGAGAGAGAGAGAGACGGGUAGCCCCCACCUCCAACUUUCUGUCUUAGUUCGUAUGAACCAACAGAGGUUAGGAUGAGUUAAAUCUGCUUUCAUGUCCCCACCCCCAGUGUCGAUAACACUGUUCAGUUGUCUCUUUAUCUGUGUAUUUAAGAUGAGAGAUUAAGCAUUUCCUUAAUAUGCUCAUAGAUGCAUUUGCAGAUGACUCCAAAAGAUUCAUGUAGUAAAAAACCGAAGUAACUUCUUAAUAUUCCAGCUAGUAACUAUCAUUGCCAUGUGGAACUUCAGAUUUCAAAGGGGAUUGUGGCCUCUUUGAGGCAUCUGUGUACGGGAUAUUGUACAAGAGAGUAAAACCUAGCAAACCUCUCUUCUUAUGUUCUUAUGCUGAAUUUAAUUCUCUGUUCAUGAAUUGAGAAGACUACUUUUAGGGUGUUGGAUACAUUUAGUUCUAUAAUUGUCUUACCUUAUAGGUAUAAUACUAGUCAACAAGUAUUAAUGUUUUAAGUAAGUCAAUAAUUGAGGGAUGGCAAGGAUCUGUAUUUGUGCUUUAAGGAUUGUAUAUAUUAAUUGCUCUUCAAAUGAUACUGUUUGGUUUUAAUUGUGAUCCUAUUAUAGAUUUAUCUGUUUCAUGAGUGACUAUCCUGCAUUGUAUAAUAUUUUCCAUGGCUAAUCUGAUCAUAUUGUUUGACCAAGUAUGUCUUGUAGACAAAUAACUGGAGAAAUUGUAGCUCCAAAUAUUAAUGAAGUGCUUAUUCUUGUAAUAUAAAAUACAUUGUUUGGAAUAAAAUUUCUUUUAAUCAA